Molecule: messenger RNA, 4623 nt
Organism: Zasmidium cellare ATCC 36951
Lineage: Eukaryota; Fungi; Ascomycota; Dothideomycetes; Mycosphaerellales; Mycosphaerellaceae
Exons: 9
Coding region: 1-4623 (1540 amino acids)
Biological process (GO): transmembrane transport
Cellular component (GO): membrane
Molecular function (GO): ABC-type transporter activity; ATP hydrolysis activity; ATP binding
Source: RefSeq, a predicted model, not a curated record
AUGCCAAUGCUGGACGAAAGCCCGCUGCUCCAGCACCAAGCCGCCGCCCAGACGCCCUUCGCCUACGCCUCCACCUUCGACAUCCUCUUCCCGCCCACCUACCUCUCCGCCUCCGCCGCGACCAAACACCCACUAUGCGGUAACGCUGAGGGCUGGGGCCCGCUGAGCCCACACCGCUACGACCUCACCCCAUGUUUCCUCGACAUCUGGGUCCUCAUCGUCGCCGCAUGGGGACUCUUCGCGGGCCUCGCUGCCAUCUGGUGGCUGUAUCGCCAGACGCGUCCGGAGCCCGUGGGGCGGAAUUGGCAUUUCUACAGCAAGCUUGCGGUGGUGGGAGUGAUCCUGCUCUUGACGGUCGCGCAGGCGGGACUGCAGAUCUACGCGUUCGGGAGUGAUGUGUGGUUUCGGGACUUCAGGUUCUGGACGACGGUGGUCAGUUUCCUGGGCACGGGGGUGGUUGGAUACAUGCAAUAUGCGGAACACUGGCGGUUGCGGUACCCGCAUGGAGUGGUGCUGGUUUACUGGCUGUUUUACUUGAUCGUGAGCGCGGUCAAGUUGAGGAGCUUGGUUUCGCAGAAGAAUCACGUUUAUCAUGUGGCAUACUUUGCGGUCUUUACCGCGACCAUGGGGUUUGCGGCUGUAGAGCUGGUGUUGGAAUGGCUGGUUCCUAAGAAGGUCUCUGCCUACGAUGCGUUGGGUGAUGAAGAUGAGUGCCCGCUGGAAUAUGCGACGCUGUUCUCGUCUCUGACGUUCUCGUGGAUGACGCCGUUGAUGAAGUUCGGGUACAAGGAGUUCCUUACUCAAGACGAUCUGUGGAAUUUGCGCAAGAGCGAUACCACCAAGACCACUGCUGGCGAAUUCAACGAGGCGUGGGAGCAUGAGCUGGAGAAGAAGAAGCCUAGUCUUUGGAUCGCCAUGUUCAGCGCUUUUGGUGGGCCGUACUUGAUAGGCGCCAUCAUCAAGACUGCGUCUGAUUGUCUGGCUUUUGUGCAGCCUCAGCUUUUGCGCUUCUUGAUUUCCUGGGUGGACUCCUACAGACCUGGAAAUGAGCCUGAACCGCCGAUCAAGGGUGCGGCUAUCGCAGUCGCCAUGUUUGCUGUGUCCGUCGCCCAGACUGCAUGUCUUCAUCAAUACUUUGCUCGCGCUUUCGAGACGGGCAUGAGGAUCAAGAGCGCGCUUACGGCUACGAUUUACACCAAGAGCAUGAAGUUGAGCAACGAGGGACGAGCAUCGAAAAGCACUGGUGAUAUCGUCAACCACAUGGCCGUGGAUACCCAGAGGUUGCAGGAUCUUGCGCAGUACGGCCAGCAGCUUUGGUCCGCGCCCUUGCAGAUCACGCUGUGCCUGGUAUCGCUGUAUCAGCUCGUGGGUGUGAGUAUGUUCGCGGGGCUGGGUGUCAUGAUUCUCAUGAUUCCCAUCAAUGGAUUCAUCGCCAAGAUCAGUAAGACACUUCAGAAGAGGCAGAUGAAGAACAAGGACGCCCGUACGCGUCUGAUGACGGAGAUUCUGAACAACAUGAAGUCGAUCAAGCUCUAUGCCUGGACCAAGGCGUUCAUGACCAGGCUGAAUAUGAUUCGAAACGACUGGGAGCUGAACACCCUGCGCAAGAUUGGGGCUGUCACUGCCGUGGCCAACUUCACCUGGAACUCGACGCCUUUCCUGGUCUCUUGCUCGACAUUCGCGGUCUUUGUGGCGACUAACGACAAGCCGUUGUCGACCGAUAUCGUCUUCCCGGCGUUGACUCUUUUCAAUCUGCUGACCUUCCCACUUGCAAUGCUGCCAAUGGUCAUCACCGCCAUCAUUGAGGCUUCUGUCGCAGUCAACCGUCUGACCGACUACUUCACUGCGCCCGAACUUCAGCCAGACGCCGUCCUACGUGGGGAUCCUGUCGAGCAUGGCGAGGAAUCGAUCCGAAUUCGCGAUGCUACAUUCACCUGGGACAACAACGACGAUCGAAACGUCCUCCACGACGUCAACUUCAGCGCCCACAAAGGCGAGCUUUCGUGUAUUGUUGGCCGAGUGGGAGCUGGCAAGUCGAGUAUGCUGUCGACGAUGCUGGGAGACCUCUACAAGAUCAAGGGUGAAGUUGUCGUGCGUGGCAGCGUUGCGUAUGUCGCGCAGAGUCCUUGGGUCAUGAAUGCGAGUGUCCGCGAGAACAUCGUCUUUGGCCAUCGUUGGGAUCCGCAAUUCUACGACAAGACUAUCCAUGCUUGCGCUUUGAAAGAGGACUUUGCAAGCUUGCCUGAUGGUGACCAGACUGAAGUUGGCGAACGUGGUAUUUCUCUGUCGGGUGGACAGAAAGCUCGAUUAACGCUUGCUCGCGCUGUGUAUGCUCGUGCGGAUAUUUAUCUGCUUGAUGAUGUGCUCAGCGCGGUCGAUCAGCAUGUGGGAAGGCACUUGAUCGACAAUAUUCUCGGUCCCAAGGGGCUGCUGGCUGGAAAGACGAGGAUCCUGGCUACGAAUGCCAUUCCAGUCCUCAUGGAAGCACACUUCAUCGCUCUCCUGCGCGACGGCAGAAUCAUCGAGCGCGGCACUUACGAACAGCUCAUGGCCAUGAAGGGCGAGAUCGCCCAGCUGAUCAAGACCACCAGCAAGCAAGACUCGUCCGCCGAAGAUUCCCUCGAAAGCCCUUCAUCGCCAAGCACAGUCUACGGGCUGGAAGAUCCGGAAGACGAAGAGGAGCAGGCGGAGGCUACUGAUGGACUGGCGCUCAUGGAGCCUAUCAAGCCUGGUGGCGGCGCUCCUCAGCGCAAGACUAGCAAUAUGACAUUGCGACGGGCUUCGACGGCUUCCUUCCGUGGACCACGUGGAAAGGUGAAUGACGAGGAGGAGAACAAAGGUCUGAAGUCGAAACAGACUAAGGAGUUCUCGGAACAGGGCAAAGUCAAGUGGGACGUCUACAAAGAAUACGCCAAGGCCAGCAACCUCUACGCCGUCGCCAUUUACAUGGUGACUCUCGUUGGCGCGAAGACCGCGGAGAUCGGGGGGAGCGUCUGGCUCAAGAAUUGGUCAGAAGCCAACGACGUGGCCGGCGGCAACCCGAACGUCACCAGGUACAUCCUCAUCUAUUUCGCCUUCGGCAUCGGCGCGGCCCUGCUAGUCGUCAUCCAGACCCUCAUUCAGUGGAUCUUCUGCUCGAUCGAGGCAUCUAGGAAGCUGCAUGAGCGUAUGGCAUACAGCAUCUUCAGGAGCCCCAUGUCCUUCUUCGAAACAACACCAUCCGGCCGAAUCCUGAACCGCUUUUCUUCGCGCACCUUCAACAUGCUGUUCACGAAUGCCGCACGAGCCGCUUUUACGCUGGUUGUCAUUUCGACGUCAACCCCUGUCUUCAUCGCCCUCAUCGUUCCUCUUGGCGCCCUGUACCUCUGGAUCCAGAAGUACUACCUGCGAACGUCACGAGAGCUGAAACGCCUCGACAGUAUCAGCCGUAGCCCCAUUUACGCCCACUUCCAGGAAUCACUUGCCGGAAUCAGCACAAUACGAGCCUAUCGGCAGGCGAAGCGCUUCUCUCUCGAAAAUGAGUGGCGUGUAGACGCUAACCUGCGGGCCUACUUCCCUUCAAUCAGCGCCAACAGAUGGCUUGCAGUUCGCUUGGAGUUCCUCGGGUCCAUCAUCAUCCUCGCGGCGGCUGGCUUCGCCAUUAUCUCGGUGACGGUGGGCAGUGGUUUGUCGGCGGGUAUGAUUGGGCUUGCCAUGAGCUACGCCCUGCAAAUUACACAAUCGCUCAACUGGAUCGUGAGGCAGACUGUUGAAGUCGAAACUAACAUCGUGUCCGUGGAACGUGUUUUGGAAUACGCUCGGCUGCCAAGCGAAGCGCCUGAAGUCAUUUCGAAGAACCGCCCGCCGAACAGUUGGCCUUCGAAGGGUGCCGUGUCGUUCAACAACUAUAGCACGAGGUACCGACCGGGAUUGGACCUGGUCCUGAAGAAUGUCAAUCUCAGCCUCAAGUCGCACGAGAAGAUUGGAGUGGUUGGUCGAACGGGCGCGGGCAAGUCAUCCCUGACGCUGGCGCUUUUCCGGAUCAUCGAGCCGGCGGAAGGCGAUGUCACCAUCGACGGCAUCAGCACAAGCUCCAUCGGGCUGUACGACUUACGUAGUCGACUUGCAAUCAUUCCUCAAGACGCCGCGCUAUUCGAAGGCACUGUCAGGGACAACCUGGAUCCAGGGCACAUCCACGAUGACACGGAGCUGUGGAGUGUUCUCGAUCAUGCUCGGCUGCGAGAUCACGUCGCGUCGAUGACGGGGCAGCUGGAUGCGCACAUCCAGGAAGGAGGGUCGAAUCUUUCGCAAGGACAGCGGCAGCUCGUGUCGUUGGCGCGCGCGUUGUUGACUCCCAGCAAUAUCCUGGUUCUGGACGAGGCGACGGCGGCGGUGGAUGUUGAGACGGAUGCGAUGCUGCAGACGACGCUGCGGAGCAAUAUGUUCAAGGAUCGUACCAUCGUUACGAUCGCGCACCGCAUCAACACCAUCCUCGACAGCGACCGCAUCGUGGUGCUGGACCACGGCACCGUCAAGGAGUUCGACUCACCAGCAAAUCUGAUCCAAAGCAGGGGCCUGUUCUACGAAUUGGUUCGCGAAUCGGGGCUUUUGAGCCAGGUCGACACUUCCGGGGCUGGUCAGUAG